This is a messenger RNA of Sphaeroforma arctica JP610, 810 nucleotides long. RefSeq lists its product as hypothetical. NCBI's taxonomy places the organism in Eukaryota, Ichthyosporea, Ichthyophonida. The transcript is spliced from 6 exons. The record is from RefSeq and is a predicted model, not a curated record. Bases 1 to 810 code for a protein of 269 amino acids.
AUGGCGAAAUGGAAGGUUGAUCUCAACGAUCAACAACGCAUGAAGUACAUUGAGCUCUAUCAGUUGGUCCCUGAUCUGCCCGCACCAGAAUCCGGCAGGAAGCUGAUGAUCGUUAAAAAUAAGACUACAAGAGUUUUGAAACGUGCAGCGAUAGUCGAUGAUCUGCACAAGACGAGUAAAAGGAAUUCCUCGUUGAAGAUGAAUAAUUGCAAUCAUCUAUCCCCAGCACGACGCUCCGGUAUUGGCCGUUAUGUCAAAAAUAAUUGUGCACCGCCAUGCAGAGGCAAAAAGUUGUCAGUGAACCUUAUGAGGCAUGUGGCUAAGAUGACUGGAGUUCAACUGAGCAAUUAUCUUAACGAGACACUAAAAAAGUAUAGUGACACAGUAUUGGUACCUGUGCCAGUUAUCUUCAACGGUUGCGCUGUCAAUAGGAAAGCCCUUCGUUCGCUCGUAUGCCCUGAUGAUAGCACAGAACCACCUGAACACUGGCACUACCUCAGCAACGGUUGCCUUACUUCGAAGGGGGACAGAAAGCGGGAUCCUCGUUUGCUUCCGUUCACCUACCCCGAGGAUAUCCGACUUAAAUGUACGAAAGACAUUCUUAAGUGGCUCCAGGAUGAACGGUACUGUGGAUUGAUCAGCACCAUUCCGGAGCCUCAGCAGGCCGAAUAUAUCCAUAUAGACGAUGAUGACGACGACGAUUCAAAUGCAGCGGAGAUCAACGACUUCAAUUCGAUGAUGGGGCGUCUACGCAAUACAGAGGUGAUGUAUGAUGAUGAAACCGCUUUCUCGACAAGAUACAGAAGCUAA